Molecule: messenger RNA, 2323 nt
Organism: Schistocerca piceifrons (Central American locust)
Lineage: Eukaryota; Metazoa; Arthropoda; Insecta; Orthoptera; Acrididae
Exons: 6
Coding region: 70-615 (181 amino acids)
Source: RefSeq, a predicted model, not a curated record
GGGACGGUGAGUUUGCGGUUGCAGCUGAGGUGUCGUUGGUUUGUGCUGGUGAGGUGCUCAGCCUCCAACAUGGUGGUGAUGCUCAAGCUACCCAAGGUCAGGUGCACCCUGAGGAAGGGCUGCAUUAUCAUAGGAGCCCUGUGGCUGGUAUUCUCUGUGCUGGUUAUUGUUGGAGCACUGCUGGCCGUGAGGAAGCUCGAGCAGAUCGAGAUCGAGGAGUACCAACACUACACUGGCACUGUUACCCCAGAACUGCGGGCAAAUAUAGACUUCGCGCUAGCAGGCUACAGAGCCUUCUUCUAUGUGGCCACCACCAUAGCAGUUAUGGACACCAUCUGUUCCACCAUGCUCAUCCUGGGGGUCUGCUGGAACCGGCCUCACCUGGUGCUGCCAUGGGUUAUGCAGCAGCUGGGGGUCCUGCCCAUCAGGGACUUGCUCGGGCUAGCAUUUGCAGUCCUGUGCUACAUGACUGGCCACCUGCCAACGGCCACCGUUACUAUCAUCGUGCUGGUGGUGCUCACAGGUACGACACUUUACUUCAUCCUGGUGGUGUAUGGCCUAUACAGGUACCUGAGGGGUAAGCAGGUGCCUACUCACCCCAUCCGAGCUAGAUGAAGAAACUAACAUCUCUACAGCUGCCAUAUCGUCGGCGCAGCAGCGAGAUAUUGCUACGAAUGUUUCCUGCUUCUUGGACCAAACAAGCACAUACUGGGAUGCUACACCCCGACGAUAACUGAGCUCCACAAUGAUGUCUUCUGUUCGAAAGCGUGGGCAACACACAGGCUGCUUAAGGAGGAGUACAGCAGGUCAUCUCAAGCUGUAUUAAGUCUGCAUUGACAAAUUAGUGUUUUAAUCUUAUGUGUUUUAUCAAUUAGAUUCUAACGUUAUCUUGGUGUACACUGUGACAUGCAUUAGAAGAAUACUUAUGUGCCAGACCGGUAUUUGGGCAUUCCGUCAUACAAUCAUACAGCAUAGAUGCAUAUCCGAAAGAAGAGACACCAUACCUAUAUUGUAUGUACACCCGACUGCAUAUCCAUGUUUCAGUGCAGAUGAACCAUAAUGUCCAACAUCCCGCAGGAAUACAGUAGGGCUGUGAGAGAAGAGGAAUAACGAAUGGACGGGAGACAAUUCUAUGUAGUGUGUGGGAUAUGGAGAUUUGGGUUGUACUGAAGAUGUGCACAGGUAAUGGAAGACGACCGGUCACGUAAAGCAGUAAACUUGGAUUCGAAUCCCAGUCUGACAUAAAUUUUCAUCUGUCGCCAUUGAGCUGUUUUAGUCCCCCACAGCAGUAAAAAGUCGGGAAUUUCUUUCAUGAAUUAUACACACUCUGUUUGUGCCACGAGUCAACAGGCCCCACUGUGCUAAUGUACGCACAGUUAUGAAUGAAGUUAUACAUAGAUUAAAAAAAAAAAAAACCUAGGUUCUAUGUUUACUAGAUUGACAUCAUUCUUAGUCAUCACAGAAAAUUUACACUUGACAGACACUACUGAUGUAGAUGUACACAGUGUGUAACUAAUCUUAUGUUUCUAUUCUAGUAUGGACAAAGUAAUCUUGCGUUAUCACCAUAUUAGUCUAUCACAUUAUUGCACCUGGGAAUUAUGGCACUCUGGUCAGCUUGUCUUUACAGUGUUAUUUCAUGAGGACGUAGUAAACCACUUGGUAAUAUAUGCACAGCUGUCUUGAAAUCAUUCACAGUGCAAUACAUUUCCUUUAGUCACCACAAUAUUUUUUUACUGUAACAGUAGCUCGUGUUUCCAAUAAUGGUCACGGAAGGCUAAGUGCAAUAAUAUCUUGGUCGGGUAGUCCCGUGGAUCAGCUGUCACUGAUAAUGGCCUGUAUGCUCAAAUACCUCUCUGGGAAGUAAAUGCUUUAAAAAUGUAGCUCUUGGAGUACAACUAAGUGUCCAUUACUAAAUACAUAUAAGCUGCUAUGUAGGACCUUUACAAUGUAAAUUUAGUGUACUCAUUCUCUAUGGGUUUGUAAUGAGCUAAUAUUUCAAAAGCUGCAGACUUUACAAUGUGGUACUCAAUACGUAUUUGAAAUAUAAACUGCAAUUAGCAAACACACAUUUGAAUGUUUAUAUAAGAUUAUGGAUUUGAGUUACAAUCAAGACUUGAAGCAGUGUGGAUUCAAUUGGAUAAGGUCAUGUUACAUCAAUGAAUGAAAUGAUAUUCCAUGGUCGUAAACUAAAACAGUGCAUGAAAGAUGAUUAGGAGUUUUCAAUGGGUGACAACUUCAACAGAUUUUUUUUGGUAACCUUUAACAGUGGUAAAUAUUCACAAAUUGUGAUAACAGCUUUAAUAAAGACAUGUUUGCCUACAGA